CGCUGCAGGACUGCAGACAUUCACAGGAAGCUGGACCAGCCAUGGCUCUGCUGAAGGUUCUGCUGCUGCUGGGGCUGGGUGUUUCAGUGAAUUCAGAUGUUUCUCUGCAGAAGAGAAUCAUUGGAGGUCAUAACUGUGAUGACACGGAGCGUCUCUAUCAUGUUCGGCUGGAGGCCACCAAUGGUACUCAUAAGAGCCUGUGUGGAGGAUCUCUGAUCCAUCCUAAGUGGAUCCUGACUACAGAUACCUGCUGGAAGUCGCCGACACGGUGGAGUAAUAUAGCAAUGUUAGGCAUUCAUCCAAAGACUACAAUGAAAAGGUUUGUCAAUAUCAAGGACAAACCUGUGCUUUGUGCUCCUGGAUGCUGGCAGCAUGACAUCAUGUUGCUGAAGCUUGAAAGACGAGUAGAUAAUUUCCCACUUGCUCCACUACCAGACUGCAGUAAUCGCCCUAAAAUUGGUGAUACUGUUCAGCUGGCAGGAGAGGGAACAAUGACAACCGGCCCCAACAAUCGGCGAUAUGAGAUAUCCUAUGCUGCUGCAGCAACAUAUCUUCAGUGUGUCGACAUGAAAGUUGUUCAGGCUUCCCAUUUCCUGCCAACAUAUGGACAUGUAUUUGCUGCUUCAGCACCGAACAAGGAUGCAUGUAAUGGCGACUACGGCUCAGCAGUGGUGUUCAACGGCAAGAUUUAUGGUGUGAUGUCUCCAGGUGUACCAGACUAUGCAUGUCAGAGACCAGCUUACAUCGUAGAUGUGUGUGAAUACAUCGGGUGGAUAAAAGAUACAAUUGGCCUUGAAUAAAACAUAAACUGUCAUGAAAUAAAAUUAUCCUCAAAUUUCCUCUCAGAUAUAAUUUUAUUAUUGUAUCUUGACCAGUUUGAUCCACAUGUUUGUAGAAUUAGAAUAAAUCAAUAGUUUUGUUUUUCCUCAUCUUACCUUGAUCUCCCUAGUGGAUCUUUCUCUGUCUCAGAAAUGAAAAAUGAAUCAAUAAAUGCAUGAAAAAUAAACAUUUCCUGGCUGAUCG
Molecule: messenger RNA, 1023 nt
Organism: Gambusia affinis (western mosquitofish)
Lineage: Eukaryota; Metazoa; Chordata; Actinopteri; Cyprinodontiformes; Poeciliidae
Product: trypsin-like
Exons: 6
Coding region: 42-800 (252 amino acids)
Biological process (GO): proteolysis
Molecular function (GO): serine-type endopeptidase activity
Source: RefSeq, a predicted model, not a curated record